AUGAACGACCUUUGGAAUUCGAAAUCAGCAGAGUUUUCAAUUCCCGGAACAUCAAAUCCACCAACAAUGGAUCAAUUAGCUAAAAUUAUCAAAUUACUUGGCCAAAGCUUGAGAAGCUUAACGAUUACUUUUCGAUGUGCAAUGCAAAUCUCUCCACAUUUAAUGGAAGCCAUCAAGACCAUUGACAAUCUGAAAUCUUUAUCCAUGAGAUUUAAUCAUUGGUUCAGCCGGUAUGAGUAUGAAACACACGAUCUACCUUCAUUAUCAGAAUUAUUUUUAUCAAUACCAAACCUCGAACAUUUAUCACUCAAUUGUGUAUCAUUAGGACAUUUGGACUUGAAACCACCAAGUCUAUCAAAAUUACGUUACUUCGCUUUUACCUAUGGCGGCGAUUUAGGAGGGAUACACGAUAUUGUUCAAGCUUCAAAACACACUUUAAAAUUCAUUGACUUUUAUACUCGUAUCCAACCUCCUGUGGAUUUACGAUUACUUCUGGAGCCAAUCAAAGAUACGCUGGAAGGUAUCUUUCCAUACUUCAUCGAAGAUCAACUUGACAAAAGUGUUACAGAUUUGGACUUCCCAAACUUAAGAGUUAUCGCAACCCAAUGUCUUGUAGACAUUUAUUGGUUGCAAGAACCGAUGUUCAAACAUAUUAGAACAAUUGUUGCAGACUUAUAUGAAACUGAACAUUAUUGGCGAGACGUUCUGAAAGAGGCUAAUGUGAAUGCUUUCGAAAAAUUGCCUAAUUUUAAACACUUUGUCUUUACUACAGAUGAAAAAUCUAAAUAUCAAGAGAUUUAUUCUGAAUUGUUGGAAGCCUUUGAAUCUCGUGGAAUUCAAUGUCAUCUUACUGAUGAAUUAACAUCAGUCCAAAUCUUGGAAUUGGAUAAUACGCUGAAUGGACCAAUGGAAAAAAAUCAUUAG
This is a messenger RNA of Melampsora larici-populina 98AG31, 924 nucleotides long. RefSeq lists its product as uncharacterized. The record is from RefSeq and is a predicted model, not a curated record. The transcript has 2 exons. Lineage: Eukaryota; Fungi; Basidiomycota; Pucciniomycetes; Pucciniales; Melampsoraceae. The coding region runs from base 1 to 924 and encodes 307 amino acids.